Messenger RNA from Rubroshorea leprosula, 1957 nucleotides. The record is from the annotation of a GenBank genome assembly. NCBI's taxonomy places the organism in Eukaryota, Viridiplantae, Streptophyta, Magnoliopsida, Malvales, Dipterocarpaceae.
GAAAAGGUUGGAGUGGUAAUCCAGUGUGCAGAAAGCGAUAUCAUUUCAUAAUAAGGUCUGAAAAUGGCGGAGGUAUGGAUGGGUACUACAAGUCUUGCUCGAGUUGUGGUAAUCCCCUGCAAUUUUCGGAUUCAAGGUGCAAGUGGUGUAACCAGUUGAUUGCUACGGAUGAUUUUGAAGACUGGGUGUACUCUCAGUUUGAGGACAAUACUCAUAUGCUGCAUGGUGUGGUUCACUCGAAUGGCUAUGGGCAUCUUCUUACCGUUAAUGGAAGAGAAGGUGGAUCAAAUGUUCUCUCUGGGAGUGACAUCAUGAACUUCUGGGAUAGGUUGUGUGCGGCUCUCUCUGUCAGAAAAGUCUCUGUGAUGGAUGUCUCCAAGAAAUAUGGGAUGGAAUACAGGUUACUUCAUGCAAUCACCAAAGGUAGUUCAUGGUAUGGAAAUUGGGGAUAUGAAUUUGGAUUUGGGAGCUAUGGUCUUACUGUGGAUGCCUACAAGAGAGCAGAGCAUGCCCUGUCAAGCAUGCCCUUGUCCCCACUUCUGUACCAGGGGCGGAAGCCCCAAACACGCCUGCAGAAGAUCAUUACCUUCUAUCAGACUUUAUCAGGUUCAGAACUUUUGACGCUGAAGGAUCUAUUUUCAUUUCUCCUAAGGCUGAUUCAUGAAAGCCACAAAAAGUUGAUCACUAAAACAUCUAAAAAGUCCAACCCUUCUCCUUCAAAUGUAUUGUGUGCAUGGACAAGAAAUGAUGUAGAACGUGUGCAACAAGCCAUGAUCAAAGUAUUAAUGGCAGCUGAUCAAUCCAGCUGGGUAACUAGGCGCACACUUAAGGGUGUUAUGUGCAAGACUGCCUCUCUAGAGCUCCUAGAUUAUUGCCUCAAGCACUUGGGGGGAAAAUUAGCAGCUAAUGGCAUGGUGGUUGAAGCUCAAUGCAAUCCAACCUCUAGUGAUUUUGAGUUCAGGCUUCAGCCUCUUAAUUUCACGAGCUGUCAAUCUAGCCUGCACUGCAAUUUCCCUUCAGAAGAGCACCUUAAAGGAGAUCUGAAGUAUUUGUUUGAUGUCUUGCUCAACCCUAAAAGCAUGAUGGAUUAUAGACCUCAAGCAACAAGGGAUUGUGUAAUUGACUCAGCAACUAAACUUCUUGACUGCAAACAUUUUGUAAAAGACUACAAACCACAUGCUGAUGAUACCUCAACUAUUUACCUAUGGUGUCAUUUGGAGCUAGCAGACCAAUCUAAAGAUGAUCCAAUCCUUCCUCCAGAGCUAAUUGUUCUACCCCUGAAUGCUACUGUGGCUGCUACUGUGGCUGACCUUAAAAAUGAAGCUACAAAAGCUUUUGAAGAAGUGUAUGCCAUGUUUAAGAGGCUUCAAGUUGAGGACCUACUAGGCUAUGGCCCCAUAGAGGAUAACAUUACUUUGAAGUUGUUGGUUGGCACAAGUGGCCUAGUUAAAGUUCGAGGUAGAUGUGCAGGAAAAUAUGGGCUCAACCGAUUUCGAAGGGAGAGGGGUACAGAAAAUUGGACAGUUGACUGCACUUGUGGGACAAAGGAUGAUGAUGGUGAAAGAAUGUUAGCAUGCGAUGAUUGCAGUGUUUGGCAGCACACAAGGUGUGCUGGAAUUGAUAAUUCUGAUGCUAUUCCUGCAAAGUUCAUAUGCAAGAAAUGCAGCAACUCAUUCAACAGCUAAUCUCUAAGCAUUCCAAAUUUUUAGGAAGGAAGCUAAAAGGUUUUCCCAAAGUAUUGGUGAAAGAUGAUAAUGGAGCUAAUGCUAGGAUGAGUGUAACAUUUGGUGUACCCUAAGUGUAUAUAUCAUUUGUAAAUAUGCGAUUAAACUAAGGUGGAUAUCCUCAUUCUCUCUCUUUUUUUUCUCUUCUUUGUUUUAUUUGAAAGCAGGGUUGGAUAUUCAUAGAUGGCAUUUUGAGUUUUUGGGAGUGAAUGACUCAUCCAUGCAUUCAAACU